Entamoeba invadens IP1 is the source of this 8475-nucleotide messenger RNA. RefSeq lists its product as hypothetical. Bases 1 to 8475 code for a protein of 2824 amino acids. NCBI's taxonomy places the organism in Eukaryota, Evosea, Mastigamoebida, Endamoebidae. The record is from RefSeq and is a predicted model, not a curated record. The transcript has 2 exons. Gene Ontology annotation, cellular component: cytoplasm.
AUGUCCGCUCUUUCUCCAACGCCCAAGCAAAUUUUAUUAGACGCGAUUACUCGCCUUCAAUACUCAAGUACACCCGAACAAGUACUUUCAUAUGAAACUCUUCUCCAUAGUAGUUGGAUCAUACCAACAAUCCUCUCUUUAUUUUCAGAUCCUUUGGCACCACAACUUCACCUUCAACUUUCCAUAUUAUUAAAACGUGUUGUUGUCAUGCGUUAUAACGAUUUGGACAGCCAGAAUCAAUUAUUAAUUAUCGAUUCAAUAUUUCCUCUUAUUUGUGCUUCACGUGAUUUUUCAAUGAGGAAUCAGUUUGGCGAAGUCGUUAAAUUUAUUUAUACAAAAGAUUUUUACCCACAAAACGUUCAGUGGCUUUUUGAAAACAUUUCUUCUCAGACCGAAGGCGUCAUCCAAUGUUUUGCUUUCGUUUUUCGAGCAAACAGAAACGUUUUGGUCAAGCCAGAAAAUGUUAUGUAUAACAUUUUUUUGAGUCUCUCAAACGUCUUUUUUUCAAUUGUUGAAAAAAUUUCUGAAACGAAUAAUUUGUGGAACGCAAAAAUUGUGGAAAACGUAAUUUCAAUUCUGGCGGACGUGACAACUUGUGGGGUUCCCGAAAAACUUAUGCAACAGGUUGGGAAGUGGCUUUAUAAAACAACUGAUUUAAUUCAGUUGAAUAUAGGCGAGAAAUCUACAAAAUAUUUGUUCAGGUUUCUGAAUAACAUUUUCCAGCUCAACACUCUCAUAUUAGAAAAAUGUUAUUCGUCGUUUUUCCAUAUCAACGUCAAAAUGCUAUUAAAUUAUGGUUUUUUAUUAUUAACCAAAACAACGUCACCAAAAAUUGAGUUUUUGAUCGAGAUGUUUGUCUGGUGUUGCUUGGACUUUGAAUGGAUUUAUUCGUUCGUUUUAUUGGACUUGGAGAGAGUGCUUUUAUGUGUGAUUCCAAAAUUAAGACUUUCAGAGGAAGAUGUGACAUUAUUAUUAAGUAACCCAGUACUCUUUUUACACCGAGAGGAAGACAAAAAGUAUGAGACGGUGAGUGGGUUUUCUGCUGGCAAGAAAUUGGUGAAAAAAUUGUGCCAAACAUUCGAUGGAUGCAAAAGUGUGUUUUUGUGCGUCAUCCGUUUUCUGACACAAGACAGUUGCCGCCAUUUUUAUAUCCUAGAAGGCUGCGUCGUUACGCUCGUUUCAAUCUCGAAUAACAUAAAACGCAAAUUUGAGAGCAGCAUUGAAAAUGUUAUCCAGAUUGCUGUCACUUUGAUGAAAAGUCAAAAUCGUGUUGAAAUUUACUAUGGUCUUGUUCUUCUCAAAGAAUUUUCGUCGAACGUAUUUCAAUCACUUUCCACUUUGACUUUUGAAAAACUUCAAACCCACCGACUGUAUUUUGUCAUACAAAUGUUAUUUGCUUUUAUAGAAAACAAUGACUAUGUUCAGACUUACUACGCAGUUUUAUGUUUAAAAAACUUAAUCACAAAUUUACCAGAACGUAUAGUUAAAAUACUAUUGACUAAAGUCAUCACUCUCCUGCGCUACCCGUCUUAUGAUAUCAUAAAUUUGAUGAUGCAAAUUUUCUCAAAUUUCCCGAAUCUGAGGCCGUUGUGCCCAGAAGUGUUAAGUCAAGCUUCAAAGUGUUGUUACGAACUCUGCACGUUUUAUUCCAGUCUUGACGGAACAGACGAAGACACUAAACACAUGAAAGAAGAGACCGUGGAUCUGGUGACGCAGAUAUUUCAAGCACUGUAUUGCCUCCAGGCAUACGCACCCACCAAUACCUCAAUUUUUGCGCUUUUAUCAGAAAUUUUGAAGAACCAAUUACCUAUAACUCAACGUAUCACCCACUCAAUCUCGUCUGUUGUUGGAACGAUCGGAGAACUUCAGGCGCAAAAUUGCAACAAUUUUGAACUGUUGGAAAGACAGCUCGAGUUGUACCUUACCAACGCGAACAUUGAAGAAAGUGCUGGACUUAUUCCCGCGCUUUCAACACUCGUUUCAAUAUGUCCAAGCGUUGUCAACAGAAUGUUUAUCAAUGAAUUUCUUACAAAUGAAGUGUUUGUGAUGUACGAAGAUGACUAUGUUUUGGCCGACCUCACGUUCUUGGCGAAGAUGUGCGUUAUACAUAACGUCAUUCGACCAUCUGAUGCUGUUGAACCGUUUUUAGCGGUGUUUGAAAAAUGCGAGGAAUGCUCUAAAGAAAAGAUACUCACGACAAUAUUUACAGCGUUUCUUGUGGGGGGCCAAGAGCUUCUUUUGUUCUUCGAAGAGAACAGAACAACAAACUUUUUCUUGAAAAAUGUGAUGGAAUUCGAGACAGGCGGUAACUUCUACAUCACUAAAAUACACUUCUUGGCGCUAUCUGUUGGGCUAGCGUUUACAAAUUAUUUCGAACCUGAUAAGGUAGUUAAAAUUUUACUGAAAGAAAUGGCUCUUCUACAAAAGCUUCGUGGUGCGAAUAACCAGCUGUUUCUUGCAAUGGAAGAUGGACUUAUUGACGAGAGCAGCAGCGAAGGUAAAGGAGAGGAAAUUGCAGAGGAGCGUUGCAAGGAAAUACUGAACAUCAAUGAAAUGGAUGUUUUCAUAAAGAACUUGAGGAACGUUGCGAACGGAGGAUUACUGAAAGGCAUUACUCAAGAAGAGGAGCAUAUUGUUGUAAUAUCGUUUCAGAUGCGAGAGAUAAUCAUCAGCACCUUUCCAUUUCUUGAGAAGUACAAAUACACGACUCUUAAGCUUUCUCAGAACCAAACCUUUUUUGCUUUAGGUGAUGAGACGACGGUGACCAUUUUGUCUAUUGACGAGAAGAUGAAGCAUUGUAUAGAAAACGUGAUGUCGUUCAAUUGGGCGACUUUAAACAAUUCUGAAACGUUAGUGUAUCAACAAGGCAAAUUUCUCUAUUUGUUCGACGUUGUUACACAGAAGAGUUUUGUUCUUCAAGACCUUCCCUCGAGUAAAAAAGUAUCUAUCGAUUCGUACUUAGACUCUUUCAUAGUUAUUUCUCCAUUAGAAUCGCUAAAUACAUACGACGUCAAUGUCUACGACUCGUCUCUUCGGCUCUUCAAUUACACUUUAAACGAUGUUAACACAUUCACUACACAACAUCAGUUGACUCUUUUCCUUCAUUUUGAUUAUACAGUAACUAUCAUUUCCCCAAAAGACCCCCACAAAUUAUCAGCAACUUUGCCAUUUCUGAAGGUCCAAAUGCCCGACGUGCAAUCGUUCUCCUUUGGCGAGAAAUUGUCGAGUUACAUCUUCAGUAACGGGAAAUGCCUUCUUUCGUUCAAGCCAAUAACAACAGUCAUUGACAGUCCAUAUAAGGAAUUACUGUUGAUGGACACGAUGAACAAAAUGUUGUUUGAAACGGUAGAACUUCCAUUGAACAAGGCAUUUUCAACACACAUCUUUGUCUCCCAAACAGGAGUGUUUGUAUUACAAAGCGACUCGACGACGUUUGAGUUGUCCAAAAUAGGAGGAGACGAGAAGAUCACACAAAAGAACAUUCAAAUGGUCUAUGGAACUGUUUUUCCUUUGUACUUUACUGGACAAAAGUUGGUUGUAGCGGUGCCUAAUGAUUCCAGGAGAAUGUUACUCACUUUAAUUAAUGGAGGAUUCUCAGAACUGAUUGGUGAUAUAACACGCUUAAAUCCACAAUUUGCAGUGGACUCUGCGGAUUCAAGAGUCUUAAUUACUUUAGAACACGCCUUGGAAACAGACGAUUUGAAUGAAGUCGACAAAACAGUGAAGAUAUUACUUGAAAAAGAAGACUUGCAACUCCUUGUCGAAGCGCUGAAAAUAUUUGAGGAAAAUAUGGUAUUAGAAACGUCAUACGAGUCGAUCCAAGCGUGUUUGAAGAUAGUGACGAAAGUGGCGAAACGCGAGUUGAUGCAGAACAAAGACAUUUUAAGUCGAGUUAUAUUAAAGAUUGGGGAACUUGAAAAGGAGCGAAGUACCAUUGAGAGGAACAAAUUGAGGAAUUCCAAGAGUGAGACUGUGAAGUGUUUGAACGAAGUCGAACAGACGCUUAAACUUGUGAAAGUCGAAGAACUGAUACACCCCGAGAAAUUUGAUGAUCUCAUAUUACAUGGAAACAUCUCAUCUGCAGAGAAAAGGGACAAAGAUAUUAUGAUGAAAGGCCAAGGAUUGAUAUUGUCUAAAGCCGUCAAAGGAGACUUUGAUAAUGCAAUUCGGAUUUCUCUGCGACUUGGUGUCGUCGAAUUCUCUUUGAUGCUUUUGAGGAUCAUACUGAACACGACAAACAGUCAUUUACGAGAGGGUUGUAUCCAUAUCUAUAAGGAACUUGAAUACCCAAAAUUUGAGUUUGACGAAGAGUUCAUUAAAACGUACGACGCACAAGACCAUACAAAUAACAAGGAAGAGAAAUAUGACGAAUUUUUACCUAGCAAGAUCGAAGAGAUUCACGAAUUUGAAGGUGACGUCUCCAAAAGUGUUUCUGAACGGUUUCAUAUAGCAGAAGUGAUACAAAAUGUGAAGAAAGAACAUGUUGUGAUUCGUGUGAAUGACACACUGUCUGCGGACAAAUGCGAGAAGACAAUGAUAUUGAUCGAGAGUGGGGAGUUGCGACAGCAGAUCUCUGUGAAUGAUGCGAUGAAGUACUUUAUAAGUCACAAUGAAUACCAAAAAGCUAUUCGGUGGAUAGAAGAGUACAAAUUGCAAUUCAGUGGGACUCAAGAGAUCUGGGGACUGUGGCGCAUUGUUCAAUAUUACGCAGUCAAUCCAACAAGAAGACUCUUAGAAGAAUAUCUAAUGAGUCACUCGAUGGUGCCUGAUGAGGCGUAUUUGAAAUACACGAAGUGCCAAAUUACACAUCCCAUGAAGAGUGCGGAUGAGAAGAAACAGAGUGAGGCGUUAGAGGAAUACAAGAAAAUCCAGUUUCUGCCUUUAAUAGACUCUGCUAUCGAAAAUUUCAAGAUCCAGAAGUAUCCGAUCAUGUGGAUGAACCAAAUUAAAGCGCUGCACGCGAAUAUUGAAGACGCCAUUCUGAUGAACACACUUAAAUUCUUGGACGCACCAAUUCCACUGGAUUUGAAUAUCCAAAGCAUCGUCUUUGGGAUGUUAACAUCGAAACCUUUAUUAGCGAAAAUACUGAAAGCAUUCUUUAAUCGAGAAGAGAAGGUGAAGAAGGUCGAGGAGUGCAAUGGCGUGUUGACAUCAUCAAAUGGGGAUAUAACCCUCCCACAAUUUUAUUCUGGGUCGUUCCAAGUGGUCUAUGACCCGUACUUAACGAAACCGCUUGGAUUUGUACCACGAAAGUGUGUUCCACAGACGCGAAAUGUAUUAGACGCGAAGUACUAUCUCUUAGAGAAAGAGUGCGUUCGAGCACUUCUAACAACACCAGAAUUGACAAUUGAGGAGAUGUGUAAUGUUGUUAUAACAAGUCAAAAUGAUGUCAGGACAACAUGUGUGUUUUAUUUGAAUGAUCCAUACUUAAGACUGGUCAUAGUAUUACACGAAGAUUUAAGUAAUAAGUAUGGCUUGAUCUUCAAUAAGUACCCAAGUCUCAAGGCCAUUCAAAAAGGGAAAGAACUUGAUUACGCCAAAUUACUGAAUGGAAGUGCAGAGAUAAAAUUGGAGUUUAUGAAGUGCUACGAGGAGGUCUUUGGAAAUGCAUAUCCAUCGCCUGUUGAAUUUGACCGAAUAGGAUUCCUGAGAAAUUACUUCAAAUUGCCACAAAGUACUUUGCAGCUCCAAGUCCUAGCGAGAAAUCAAGCAUUCAUAGAGACUAUAGUCUACUCCGACAAACACGGAUUUGACUGGAGUGUUGUGAAAGAUAUUAUAGUGCAAUACAGUGGCGAUUCUGCUAUAGCAAAACAUGUUGCUUCGAUCUUGGGUGCAUUGUCCAAGAAUAGUGGAGAUAGAGGACUCUUGACUAUGUUGCUUGAGUACACGCCUUUAGAAGCGUUAGCUGUCUUUAUUGAGUCUUCUAAUAAGACUAUCGAGUCUGUGACGAAUAGAAUAUUGGAAAUGGUCAAUAUGGAUAUCAGUUGUCACAUGCUUUGCAUUGCAUUGUCCCUCUUUGAUUCAAAGAAUGCGAUUCGACACUUCUUCGACGUCUGCUGGAAUAUCAGCCAAACGUACUUUGAGAAGGCGGAAGAGUCUGCAAAGCAAAUGAAAAUGUCUGAAGGCUUAAUAGGAGACGAAGAAUGGAGGAAGAAGAUGAUAGAGACAGUCUUAGACAUAGAAGUCGAGUACUUCCAAAUUCAUUCUCCGAUGCGGUUACAGAAGUUGAUUGAGUCUUUAGAAGGUCAAGAUCUUGGUCAACGUGUUGAGUUGAAGAUAAAGAAGUUCUGCAGUAUUAUUCGCAUCAUUGAGGUGACACAAGUCAAUUUGAAAUUGACGGAAGACUCGAGUGAAUUUAUUGAGAAGAUGUCGCAUGCGAAGUGUUUUAAAGAAGCGUACGACCACAUUAUAGUAUUUGAUCCUAUUAAGAUAUUUGGUGUUAUAGAAAAAGAAGCGGAUCAGAUGGUAGAGAAGAAAGUGAGUUGGGAAGGUAUCAAUGAGUUCUUAGAGGCGAAGAAGAGUCCAGCUUUGGAUGUGACGAAAUACUUCCAAUCGAAAAUUGAUAAGAUCUCAGCACUAAAGAAUGAGAAGAGUUUUAAAGAGAUCAACAAAGAGGUAGUUGGACUCUUACUCUUCAAAGAGAAGUGGUUUGAAAAACUGGAGAGGGAGAACCCGAAUGGGAUAGUCCUGCAAUUGCACGCGGAGAAUAAACAAAUGUUGAUGACGUACCAACAAGCCAUGAGAGAGUCUGUACCUGUUGAAGCGUUAAUUAAUCCAACAGAAGAGAGUGUGUACUAUGUGUUAAGUACUUCUAAUUAUACAUUAGCACAACAAAUGGAUGAGACUGUACACACGGAGGAGAUACCGAUAUUCACGCAAGUUUUGCACUUUGUCUCGUCACAAGAGUCAUAUCAGAAAGAAUUAGAAAGUGGAUUGAAGCACAUAGACGAGCUUUCUAUAAAUAGUAAACAUAUCACAACAGCAGUCGAACUGUUAAAAAUACGGUUUGAAAUGAUCUAUAAAUACUUUGAUGACAAGUCACUGGUAUUGGUCGUGUUAUCGUCGUCGGCAGACUACAACUCGAAGGUGUUUGACUUCUUGCAGACGAUAAUCAGUUCUAAAGUGCUUUCAAAGCUUGCGACAAACACACUGAAAUGGGCAAAGGUGUUCCAGGACGCGCGACGCUUUGUCGAUGCGGAACAUAUUGACCAAAAAGAGCUUGGGAAAUUCCUAGCGAGUAAUUUUGUGGAAGUGACGGACAACGUUCGGUCGUGUAAUGUGAUGGGGUGGUCGACGCCAAACAUGUUGAAUUAUUUGAACAUCUUAAAAGACCAGUCGGACAUAGUUUUGCCUUUGUUGCAAUUAACAGAAAACAUACCAAAGACAAACACGUUGUGUGAAGCGUUGAUUCUUUGCCACACUGCAGCAAAGAACACGAAUAGUGCGUUACUCAUGGAAAAGGUGCUUGGGAAGAUUAAAACUUCUUUGGUGGUCUUUUUAAUACCACACAACCAUGCGUAUCUUGUAAGAGUUAUUACACGUACAAAAGCAUAUGAAGACGUUCAAAUUAAAGAAGUGAAUAACCCGCCAACCACAUUAGUUAGAUACUUUGUGAAAAAGGCACUGACGGACUCUGAAGUGGAUUACUCCGUCUUGUUACAAACGAACGACCAGAAGGACGCAUUUGAGACUGGAUUGUAUUACCAGUCGGACUUGGCUGCAGUCAAAGACGAACUUGGGACAUCGAGUCCUCUCUAUGAAAAGAUCUUUACGGACAUUUAUAUGUUCUUGAAUGACUCCAUGGAAGGCGGGUCAAUGUACUUUGAAAAGGGGAAUAAAAUACUCAAUGAAGCUAUUAAUAAAAUGACAACGAAGCGCGGGAGUGUCGAGAUUGUAGUUUCUGACUUGAAUGAAGCGUUAGAAUGUUAUCUCAAAGCGGUGGUGUUCUUUUGUAAUGGACAAGAGUAUUACCGAGCGAAUAAGUGUGCGCGACAGAUCAACUUAAUUGCACUCCAAAUGUUCUAUAAUAACGUCCAACUGCUUGGGUUGUCCAACGACAAGGCCAAAAUCCAACUCCAAUAUUUCUGGUUUGCAGAAGACGCACAACUCUACGCAGACGCUUAUGACUUAGCGGAAGCCAAGAACUUCAUUCCCGCGUUAUUCGAGCAAUGCGUUGUGAAAGGCAAUUUGAAGUAUCUUGAGGAGUGGAGGAGUUACUAUGAGAUGGACAAAAGACUGUGGAAUGACGUUAUGGAGUACGUCGAGAAGCCACAGAAAGUCAUUAAGAAGAAAGAAAUAGAAGAACGGAAGAAGGCGUUCAUAACAGCUGCGACGAUGUAUUGGCCCACGUUGUUUUGUGAAAACGGGGUGGCAAUUAAACAGAUGAUCAUUGUUCCUGAAAUGAAAGAGUUGAUCAGGAACGCUGGUGUUGCUCGCAUUAUAGAAAUUGACCCAAUUAUCGCGUUAGAUGAUUGA